UUUCAGUAGUCAGUCAUUAACUCAAACAGACUUUACUCCUGUCAGGCAGAGGAGAGAGAUCCGUCUUUCUUUUGAGACCCAAAGAUGACUGAAUCUGAGGAUAAUGAGAUUUCUUUCACAGUAAAAUUCCUUGGUCGCACGGAGGUUCGCCAUCCAAAUGGAAUGCAGACUUUAAAUGAGGCUGCAGGGUCCUUGCUGAAACCUGACAAAAAUGACAAAGAGAAGACAAAGAAGAGCAAAGCUUACCUUUUCUUGUCAGUGAGCGGAAUUGAUAUCCUAGAGUACAAAACAAAGUUUUUGAUCCACUCAUGUCGUCUGGAUUCAGUCUCUUUCUGUGCUGUCUACCAGACCAUGCCCAAACUGUUUGGCUUCAUAGCCAAAAAUCAAGCCUCAGACACGUACUACUGCUAUAUGUUCCAGUGCAAGAAGUUUUCACACCUGGUGGUCUCACUCAUUGGUGACACGUUCAAAGCAUGCUCUAAACCUGAAGAGGUCAAGGGCAGUCGUGAUCUGGUGGUAGAGGCCCUGCGACUCCGGAUCAAAGCACUUCAGAGAGAAAAUGAAUUGCUGAAAAGAAGACUUCGAGAAGCUGGAGGCAGUUCAGAAGGAGCCAGGAAUUUAGAUGGUGACAGCGAUGCAGAGUCUUCCUCCCACUCCCAGACUGACCUAUCAAAAGUGAGAUUUAACUCUGAUGGAGACAGAGUUCCUCUGAUUAGGAACAACUGAAAGAGAUGCUCUGAAAACCACAACACUGAAACCAAGAAAGCUCUAGAGAGUCUCACCAUGGACUACCUACCUUCAUUUAUAGCAAUAAAAUCACAGUGGUUGGAAAC
Messenger RNA from Sardina pilchardus (European sardine), 833 nucleotides. Its product is annotated as PTB domain-containing engulfment adapter protein 1-like. Bases 85 to 726 code for a protein of 213 amino acids. The record is from RefSeq and is a predicted model, not a curated record. The transcript is spliced from 9 exons. Lineage: Eukaryota; Metazoa; Chordata; Actinopteri; Clupeiformes; Clupeidae.